This is a messenger RNA of Prosopis cineraria, 1063 nucleotides long. Its product is annotated as signal peptidase complex subunit 2-like. The transcript is spliced from 5 exons. Gene Ontology annotation, cellular component: membrane; signal peptidase complex. NCBI's taxonomy places the organism in Eukaryota, Viridiplantae, Streptophyta, Magnoliopsida, Fabales, Fabaceae. Bases 170 to 724 code for a protein of 184 amino acids. The record is from RefSeq and is a predicted model, not a curated record. Gene Ontology annotation, biological process: protein targeting to ER.
CCCAUCAGUUUGGUCCGGUUCCGUUUUCUUUGAAGUACACUGGUUAUCGGCAACAGCACCAAAAACACAACACUGGCUAGUUUCGAAGUCAGAGUUUCCAACGCGCUCAGCAGCAUCUGCUAUUGAAAGGCUUCAAUUUCAAGGACGCUUGCAGCUCUCAAGGGCAGAAAUGGUGUCCAAAUCUCCAAAGAAAGCCAAUCUCUUAGAUCUUCAUUCCAUCAAGAACAUCCUCGACGAGUCUGUCUCUGAGAUUGUUAAGAGUCGUGGCUAUGAGGAAGACGUGAGGUUGAGCAACGUUAGACUCUUCCUUGGAACGAUCAUAAUUAUCAUUGCUCUGUUCGCCCAGUUUUACAAGAAGAAAUUCCCUGAGAACCGGGAUUUCCUCAUUGCCUGCAUCGUGUUGUAUGUAGUCUUCAAUGCCUUGUUGCAGCUGAUCAUAUACACUAAGGAGAAGAAUGCCAUUCUGUUUACUUAUCCUCCUGCUGGAUCCUACGUUGGUACUGGUUUGAUAGUCUCCUCCAAACUGCCUCGAUUCUCUGACAUGUACACUCUAACCAUUGCAAGUGCAGAUCCAAAAUCAAUUUCUGCGAAUGACCCAGUGCAUUUAACCAAAAGUGUUACUCAAUGGUUCACUAAGGAUGGGAUCUUGGUAGAGGGCCUAUUCUGGAAGGACGUCGAGGCAUUGAUAGAUCAAUAUACUAAAGAACCAAAGAAGAGCAAGUGAUGUGGAGACAGCAUUGCACAUUUUGUAGGAGGAAUAUUAUAUCUGGACGUGUUCACAAACGUUGAAGUUUAUAACUGUAGAUUUGUUUCGUUUGAUUAUGGAAUUAUGGCAAUAAAACUCCUUAGUAUUAGAACACAACUUAUUAUUACCUUUUGUUGCGAGGAAAGAUGAAUCUCGAUAUGGUUUGCCGUAAGGUCAUGCUUGGUACCAGCGACUGCGAGGCUUUCUUUAGGGAAAGGGAAAAGGUUUUUUUUUUGGAUGGGUGAGGUAAAACAGGUCCAGAUCAUAUUUAAUAUGGUUGCAGUUGGAGAAGGAAGAAUGAGUAUUUACAUUUUUACA